AUGCCCUCAUCCAAUGUCUCCAUGUCGCAGGAUCCGCUUCCCUCAUUAUCCAGCGGGAUCCCUCCCGCCAAGCCCCGCCGCAGGCGUGAUAAGCCCCAAUUCUCCUGUAACGCGUGCCGUCAACGAAAGUCUCGAUGCGAUCGGCAACAGCCUACAUGCUCCAGCUGUCUCUCGCGGGAUCAGACGUGCGUCUACCUGACAGCUAGGCCCGGAGCAUCCUCCUCGCUGGCCCCGUCCAGCGGGACCUCCGGAGUACAUGAUCGGCUGGUGCACCUGGAGCGUCUCGUGAAGUCGCUGAUGGCCGACGGGAUGGUAUCUCACGCCCAUAAGCCCCAGCAGCCACUGGCCACACCUAAUUCCAGCUCCAGUGGUGAUGUUCGACACGAGUCGGCCAAUGGUCUUGAUACGCAGUCGGACUGCGGAAGCAUGCAGAUCACCAGCUCCGAGCUGCGGUAUGUGGCCAGUGAACACUGGGCGGCCAUCCUGGACAGUAUCGCCGACCUGAAAGCCCACUGUGACUGCGAGAAGCAGAUCUCCCUGGCAGAGACGCCCACUCAGCUCAGUGAAGAGGAACCACCCCACUUUCGCCAUGCUUUGUUGCUGUAUGGAUGUCAUCGCCCCACGUCGCGGGCGGAGAUUAUCGCGGCUCUCCCGCCCAAGGCCGCCGUCGACCGCUACCUCUCGCGCUAUUUCAACUAUCUCGACCUAGUCGCAUCUGGUGAGUCAGGUACUCCAUUUUUCAACCCUUUUGUGCAAUCCUCCGACCGUCUCGAGAUGGAGUAUGAGGCAUUUUGGGCCGACUCCAGUCGAGUGUCCAUCAUAUGGGUUGGUCUUCUGUUCAGCAUGGUGUGUCUGGCGGUGGUGGCGUCGGAUACGACCGACGGGCCCGAAGCGGAGCAGAAAUCCCUCCAAGUUGACCUCUACCGCGAGAAGAUCGUGCAAUGCCUGGUCCUAGGCGAGUAUACAAAGCCGGGACAAUAUGUGCUGGAAACUGUUGUGCACUAUCUCUACAUCGAAUUCGGCAUCAAUCCGGACGCGGAUCGGAACAUCUGGUUUUUGUUAGGAUUGGAAGUCAACCUGGCGAUGCGGAUGGGUUACCACCGCGACCCCAGCCACUUCCCGGGCAUUUCGCCGCUGCAGGGGGAGAUGCGACGACGACUUUGGGCCACCGUACUAACGAGCGAUAUUCUCCUCUCCAGCCAGAUGGGCAUGCCACGGAUGAUCUGUGAUUGGAAGUGCGACACGGCCGAGCCCCGCAAUCUCUACGACAUGGACCUGGACCAGGAGCUGACCCAACUACCGCCGGCACGGCCCGAGACCGAGCACACCACCGCGCUGGGCAUUAUAGCGCGGCGACGCAUGGUCAUCGCGCUGGGCGCGAUCGCCGACCUCGCGGACGCGGUCAAACCGGUCAGUUAUGCCGAGAUCAUGCAAGCAGACAAGGCACUGCAUGACGCCGUGGCCAGCAUCCCCCCGCCGCUCCGCAUCAAGCCGCUGGCGGCAAGCGUUACCGAUUCGCCGCAGGUGAUCAUGUCGCGGCUCUUCCUGCGCCACCUUCUCUACAAGGGCCAGAUCAUGUUGCAUCGACGGUUCUUGGAGAUACAUGUGGCAGCCACGGCGUCGGCAACAGCGACUGGUACUGGUGCUGGUGCUGGUGCUGGCGCUUGCGAGAACGUCAGCGAACAAGACAGCAGAGAAGUGCCCUUCGCGUACUCGCGCACCGCCUGUAUCGACGCAUCACUGGGGACGUUGCAUAUCCAGCACGUGCUCGACGAGGAGACCUGCCCGGGCGGCCAGCUCCACGAGAUGCGGUGGCGCAUCACCUCCAGCAUGAACCACCUUUUUCUGACGGCGACGAUGAUCCUCUGCUCGCUGCUGCACCGAGAGCAACCGCUCGGCGAGCGCACGGAAGACAUCCUGGCGGCCCUGCGCCGGGCCCGCACCAUCUGGAUGCGACGCAGUACCUCGUCCCGGGAGGCUAAGCGCGCGACGGAGAUCGUCAGUCUCACGCUGGCGCGCGCGGGUGACGGGAACUGCAGUGCGACGAACACGGAGGUGGAUGGCGAGGUGAUGGUGGUGACGCAGGGCAUGUCGACGGUCACUAGCAGCGACUUUACGACGGGGCUGGGGAUGACCACCUGGUCCCAUUCCAUGGAUUUGAAUGAAGCCGACCGACGGGUGAUGCCGUCAAUGCUGGGGCUGUUUCCUCUCCCACAAUACGCAGGGAUGAAUUAUUCCUUCCCCAUGAUGGGUGAUUGGUUACAGAUGCAAUGGCUAGGUUCGCAGGAGGCGGAUCCGUUCUUCCCUGGAUGAUUUAUGUCGUCAGGAUUUAAUGCUUACUACUGGGUAUAACAGCAUAUUGAGGAUUCCUGUCAUCGCCAUAAGAUCGGCAAGCGUGAUAAGAGUAUUUGACGAGCUUAUCGAAACCUCAUCGUUUUCGAGAAAAUGGAGAUCAGAGUCCGACAUUCUUCAGUGUUGUAAGCACCAGGAAC
Molecule: messenger RNA, 2492 nt
Organism: Aspergillus uvarum CBS 121591
Lineage: Eukaryota; Fungi; Ascomycota; Eurotiomycetes; Eurotiales; Aspergillaceae
Product: putative transcription factor
Exons: 3
Coding region: 1-2313 (770 amino acids)
Biological process (GO): regulation of DNA-templated transcription; DNA-templated transcription
Cellular component (GO): nucleus
Molecular function (GO): zinc ion binding; DNA binding; DNA-binding transcription factor activity, RNA polymerase II-specific
Source: RefSeq, a predicted model, not a curated record